GCAAGCAGACAGUUGCGAACAAAUUUGUUCAUCUUACAGCAAGGGACCAUUUCAUAUUUUCAAUUUGAAAACUGCCAGUGUAGAAACAUGUCUGGACGCGGAAAAGGAGGAAAAGCUAAGGCCAAGGCAAGGUCGAGAACAUCCAGAGCUGGUCUUCAGUUCCCAGUCGGACGUAUCCACAGAUUGUUGAGAAAGGGAAACUAUGCUGAACGAGUUGGAUCGGGGGCUCCCGUCUAUCUUGCAGCCGUACUCGAGUAUCUUUCGGCAGAAAUCUUGGAGUUGGCUGGCAAUGCCGCCAGGGACAACAAAAAGUCAAGAAUCAUCCCUCGACACUUGCAGCUUGCAAUUAGAAACGACGAGGAGCUGAACAAAUUGCUGAGUGGAGUGACCAUUGCUCAAGGUGGUGUCCUGCCCAACAUUCAGGCAGUACUCUUACCAAAGAAGACCGAGCAGAAAGCUCCAAAAUCAUAAAGCUUCGGCUCACUUGUUGGCCCGGCCCACUUGUUCAUAAAAAACGGUUUUUUUAAAAACCACCACGAAAACUGAUUUGGUGUACCUGCUUGUCACACGCACGAUAGGCACAUUCUGUGUAGAGGCUAUCGAUGUACACAUAUCUAUCUAAUUACAUUUUGUGAAAAAGGCAAUCGAUUUACACACAUCUAAUAGCUUAUUAGGAUUGUAGGCUAUAUUCGAUUGGGAGUAGGUAGUGUUUGGCUGACCUUCGAUGUUUUCAUGUUGCUUCUCGAGGGCUGUGCACCAUU
Messenger RNA from Rhopilema esculentum, 761 nucleotides. Its product is annotated as histone H2A. Gene Ontology annotation, cellular component: nucleosome. Gene Ontology annotation, molecular function: DNA binding; protein heterodimerization activity; structural constituent of chromatin. NCBI's taxonomy places the organism in Eukaryota, Metazoa, Cnidaria, Scyphozoa, Rhizostomeae, Rhizostomatidae. The record is from RefSeq and is a predicted model, not a curated record.